GAAGAAGGGAGCAGAUGAAGGUUCAUCAAAGACAUUAUAAGAGAGAUUAUGGAAAAAGUCCAAAAUACAACUCAUGGAUCUUGCUGUUUUGAGCACUGCAAGCCUCCGGGACAAAGCACCUGCAGCACACCAACCUCUGCCGCACUCAGCCAUCCCUUGAGAUUUGGAGCCGUGGUUGUCAUUGUUGGUGCAGUUUUAAUGUUGUGUGCAUCCGUGGCUACUCUCUAUCUGCAGAAGGGGAGCAAUAAAAAUGUUUAUAAUGUUCAUUACAGUAUGAACAUCAACGGGGAGGUGAGGGAGGGCUCCAUGGAAAUUGAUUCUGACAACAAUCUUGAGAGAUUUAAAACUGGGAGAGGAGCUGAGGAAGCAGUGGAAAUUCAUGACUUUCAAAUUGGAAUAACUGGAAUCCGCUUCUUUGGAGGAGACAAGUGCUAUAUAAAAUCCCAAAUCAAAGCCAAACUUCCUCCCAUGGGAACUCACAGCAAAGAGAUGCUGAUGUUUGACCUGACAGAUAAAUCAAUGCCAGUGAGAUUUGAUGAGGAGUUCCUUAUAUGGGUUGCAGCAGAGCAGCCACUGAAGGACACCAGGUUUCUGAGCAAGAAAAUUCUGGAUCUUUGCGGGGAACUUCCCAUUCAUUGGCUCCAGCCUACACAUCAUAAGGAUGGGGAGAGGAAAAAGAGAGACACGCAUCGAGCCAAACGGCAGUUUAGAAUGGAGGAGGUUGAGGCAGCUGCUGAGGAGGGGGACCCAGUGAAUCACACAGAGAAUGACACCUCAAGAGUUGCGGAAGAAGAGGAGGAGGGGGCACAGUCAGCUGCGGGGUCAGCAUACAAUCCCGAAAACCCCUAUCAACGCAGCAGAGGGGUCGGAGAGGACAGUGCCCUGACCUUUGACACCAUGUUAGACCACCAGGGGAUCUGCUGCUCCGAAUGCCAACGCAGCUACACUCACUGUCAGAGAGUGUGUGAGCCUCUGCGGGGUUACUGGCCUUGGCCUUACAACUACAGAGGGUGCCAGGUAGCUUGUCGAGUCAUCAUGCCUUGUCGCUGGUGGGUGGCACGCAUUUUUGGAGUUGUGUAAUGGAACACAUGACACAUGUGAGCAAAUGUGUGCGUUUUACAAUUCAGUUAUUAUUCAGAUAUGCACACAAAUAUUAGUUUUCUCUUUUGAAUAAAAACUAACAGAUAGCUUUGCCUGCUAGAGUGAUAUGCAGAUUGUGAAAUGUGACCAUUUUUACUGUAACACAUACACUUACCGGCCGCUUUGUUAGGUACAUCUUGCUAGUGCUGAGCUGGACCUCCUUUUGCCCUCACAAAUGCUUUAAUUAUUCAUGGCAAAGAUUCAGCAAGAUACUGGAAAAAUUUCUCAGAUAUUUUGGUCCAUAUUAACAAGAUCACACAGUUGCUGUACAUUUGUAAAUCUCCUGUUCCACCACAUUCCAAAGGUGCUCUAUUGGAUUGAGAUUGGGUGAUUGUGUAGACCAACUGAGUGCAGUGAACCCACUGUCAUGCUCAAGAAACCAGUUUGAGAUGAUUUGAGAUUUGUGCUAUGGGGCAUUAUCCUGUUGGAAGCAGCCAUCAGAAGAUGGGUACGCUGUGGUCAAAAACACAUGGACAUGGUCAGCAAUAAUAUAUAUGUAGGCUGUGGUGUUUAAACGAUGCUCAGUUGAUACUAAAAUUCCCAGAGUGUGCCAAUAAAAUAUCCCCCACAGUAUACAAUCACCACCAGCAGCAGCAACAGUCUGAACCAUUGAUUCAAGGCAGGAUGGAUCCAUGCUUUCAUGCUGUUUACACCUAAUUCUGACACUGCCAUCCGAAUGUUGCAACAGAAAUCGAGAAUCAUCAGAUCGAGCAUUUUAACCUCGAGAACAGCUGCUCACUGGAUAUUUUCUCUUUUUGAAACCAUUCUCUGUAAACCCUACAGAUGGUUAUGUGGGAAAAUCUCAGUAGAUCAGCAGUUUCUGAAAAACUCAGACCACGCCGCCUGGAACCAGCAACCAUGCCAUGUUCAAAGUCACUUAAAUCACAUUUUGUCCCCAUUCUGGCACUCAGUUUAAACUUCAUUAGGUCAUUUUGACCAUAGGAACUAUUUUGACAAAUGCACUGAUUAGAAAUAUCAGUCAACAAGCAGUUGAAUUAGUGUACCUAAUAAAGUGGCCAGUAAUUAUAUACGAUCUGUGACUAGUUUUUCAUCUUUAUAUGAAUACGAUAUUUCUUUAGA
Messenger RNA from Archocentrus centrarchus (flier cichlid), 2220 nucleotides. It is a transcript of the gene cnmd, whose product is annotated as chondromodulin. Bases 49 to 1080 code for a protein of 343 amino acids. Lineage: Eukaryota; Metazoa; Chordata; Actinopteri; Cichliformes; Cichlidae. The transcript is spliced from 7 exons. The record is from RefSeq and is a predicted model, not a curated record. Gene Ontology annotation, biological process: negative regulation of angiogenesis; negative regulation of endothelial cell proliferation.